AUGUAUGUGGGAUACCUACUGGAUAAGGAAAGCGGCAUGUAUCACCAAGGACCAGUGAGAAGAUCAAGCAUUAAUCUGCCUCCACAGAACUUUGUUUCUACACCACAGUACCCCGACUUCACUGGAUACCAUCAUGUGCCAAACAUGGAUACGCACGCACAGUCUGCGGGGAGUUGGGGGCCUACAUACGGUGCCCCACGAGAGGACUGGGGCGCAUAUAGUCUGGGACCACCUAAUACAAUUCCUACACCCAUGAACAACUCCUCUCCUGGACAGGUUCCUUACUGCUCCUCUGAGUACAGUCACAUGCAUCCUCCGGGAUCUGCGGUGUUACAGCCGCCGCCGGAGAACGUUACUGCUGCACAGCUUUCUCCUGAUAGAGAAAGACGCAAUUCAUACCAGUGGAUGAGCAAAACUGCGCAAUCGUCUUCUACAGGUAAAACAAGAACGAAGGAGAAAUACAGGGUAGUAUACACAGACCAUCAGAGACUGGAGCUGGAGAAGGAGUUUCACUUCAACAGAUACAUCACCAUCAGGAGGAAAUCUGAACUGGCUGUAAACCUCGGCCUGUCGGAAAGACAGGUAAAAAUCUGGUUUCAGAAUCGCAGAGCCAAGGAGAGGAAACUGAUCAAGAAGAAGAUGGGUCAGUCUGACGGCAGCGGGGGGUCUGUGCACAGUGACCCGGGUUCCGUGAGCCCUCUGCCGGUGCCGGGAUCCCUCAGUCCCACAGACAUCCACGGUUCUCUGUACCCUCCUCAGGGAAUGAACACCUUGCCAUCUAUCAGGAAUAUACAGCAAGUGACUGUGACUCAGUGA
Toxotes jaculatrix (banded archerfish) is the source of this 816-nucleotide messenger RNA. It is a transcript of the gene cdx4, whose product is annotated as caudal type homeobox 4. Gene Ontology annotation, molecular function: RNA polymerase II transcription regulatory region sequence-specific DNA binding; DNA-binding transcription factor activity, RNA polymerase II-specific. The coding region runs from base 1 to 816 and encodes 271 amino acids. NCBI's taxonomy places the organism in Eukaryota, Metazoa, Chordata, Actinopteri, Toxotidae. The record is from RefSeq and is a predicted model, not a curated record. Gene Ontology annotation, cellular component: nucleus. The transcript has 3 exons. Gene Ontology annotation, biological process: cell differentiation; anterior/posterior axis specification; embryo development.